Molecule: messenger RNA, 4155 nt
Organism: Arachis duranensis
Lineage: Eukaryota; Viridiplantae; Streptophyta; Magnoliopsida; Fabales; Fabaceae
Product: cation/calcium exchanger 4
Exons: 3
Coding region: 1854-3824 (656 amino acids)
Biological process (GO): transmembrane transport; monoatomic cation transport
Cellular component (GO): membrane
Molecular function (GO): monoatomic cation transmembrane transporter activity
Source: RefSeq, a predicted model, not a curated record
CAUCAUCCCAACUACUUAUUCAUCUUCCUCCUCCUCCUUCAAACCAAAACAUUGUGCUUUUCUUCUUCCUGCCGCGCUCCCCACUCCUCCACCCAUUGACAAGCAGUGAGAGGCAGACCAUCUCCGCCCCACAAUUUCCGACGACCACACCACCACCAUCACAGCUCUGCCCCCGACCACCAGUCCCAGCCGGAGUGAUACCGGAGGAUUUCACGAACCCCAAGGACUACCUCAACUGCGAGACAAGUUAAAUGUCACCGACAGGCUCCAAUUUUUUCCCUCUUUGAGCAGCCAAGUUUGAUGCGGUGGAAGCGCCUCGAUCCGCGAUUCCACGCGCUUGGACGGCGAUUCUACUGUUCCCUGCCUCAUCCGACGCCGGAAGCGUGAACUGAGACGAAUAACUUUUCCUGAAGCGUAGAAACGUCCGAUUCCACGCGGGAGAACGCGAUUUUCGCUACCUUAAUUAUUACCCAAUCAUACCCUAACCUACAGCUCUACAAUCUGCGAUUCUAGGGUUCCUCUCCCGUUCUUGUGCUUAGGCUGCUCUGGUGCUGCGGGCGUUGCCUCUUUUGCCGCCGUCGCCCCCUCUCGUCAAUUUGCUUUUGGGCCGCCGUGGCGCCUCCUCUCGUGCAUGUGCUUCUGCUUUCCUCUGCUCCGGCGGCCUGCUUCUUCCUUCUGCUCCGCCGGUCUGCUCCGCCUCUUCUAAUUUUUGUUGUUGAUCAAUGUGAUGUUGCAUGUUAUUGUUGCCGCUGCUAUUUAUAAAAGUUUUUGUUAUUUAAAUCAAAUUACUGGCUUGGGCAUGAUCAUCGGAUGCCUAUAUAAACUAAUAUGAGUUUGAUAGUUUAACUACUGUUUGCAAUGAAUACACUAAAAUUUCACCAAAAUACUGUGUUUUGUUAGUGAAUGUGUAGAGGUAAGCAGGGCAUUAUAUUUCUUCUGGUUUCGGAUUUUGUGCUUUUUUAGGAGUAAAUAUCAAAUUCAUUUCUUCAAAUUAAAAAUUUAUUUUGGUUAUAAUGAUUUUUGCUGCAUUUUAACUACAAUUAUGGAGUUUUAUUGGGUUAAGACAUAUUGAGCAUAUAUUGAUGGGUGUUUAGUGUUUACAGAUUUUGAGCAGAUAAUGUGUUUAAAGAUGUUUAUCUUUAACCAACUUUGGUUGGUAGAGUAGUUAGCUCACUCACCUGCAUAAGUAAGGGUUGGGGGUUUUGACUCUCACCUUGUAUAUACAGCAAUCCAUUGGCAGCAUACCCCAAAUGAAGCUCAGAUCCUCAUGGGAAACAAAAGAAAAAACCAUGUCCAUCUUUUGAUCACUUUAAAUAGAAGAAGGAGAAGUUUGAUGUAUUAAUUCUGAGUUUCUUCUCCACUUUUUUCAUUGUUGGAAAAGUCCACAUUAGAGUUGCAUUGAAUGUUUACUUGGUUGAUACAUUCAAGUUGGACUUCAUUUGACAAUUAUGUUAGUUACAGCAGAGGCACUUUCAUUCAUCAUGCCUUUUUCAGUAUUUCUCUAUUACAGAUGCUUACAAUGGAGGCUUGGAUGUUUCUGAUGUCCUGUUGUAUGCAGUUGUCCUUCCAUCUACAAUGCUGCAGACCAGAUCUAUUACAUCUAUUCUCUAGAUAAUUGUAGCAGGGAGACCUUCCUUGAAAAGGAUGCUGAUUUAAGUCAAGAUGACCUUGGCAGAUGAAGGUGUUGCGUCUCGGAUCUGCACUUAGAAAACCCUUGCAUCCAAGGGUCAAGUGGUUAGUCACCAUCCUGCUGGUGGAUUUAUUUCAAUUUUAAUAAGGCUGUUUUCAUAUUGGAGCUGAUACCACGCUGUGAGUGAUCUUAGUAACUUUGGGAGGUGGUAAAAAGAUUGGUAAUGAAGAAGUUUAGUGGCUUAUUUGGUGCAAGAAGCAGAAAGCUUCGUAGGGUUUUCAAUGGCCUUUGUGCGGUGGUUGUGUUUUUCUUUUUUUACAACCGAGAAGAUAUUCUUCAUAACCCGCUUCUUAGGCAAUCUGCAAAUUUGGCAAAACACCACCUGCCUCCGAAUUCAAUAUCGAGAUAUAGGUAUUCUCACACUGGGGUUACUCACCGUAGAAUGGUUGAAAUUAGCCUCAAUAGUUCAAGUAUAAUUAGUGAGCCUUCAGACACAGAUUUGCCUGCAGCUACGCCAGGAAUGUGUAAUGGGUUGCGAAACCAUGCUGGUUAUGCCAACCAUUGUGAUUACCUAAAGGCCAAUCCGCAGUGUUCUUCUGAUGGAUAUCUUGAUUACCUGAGGUUUUUCUAUUGCACAUGUGGCAGUGUCAGAGUUCUUGGUUAUCUAGUAUUGGGCGUGUGGCUUGCUGCUUUGUUUUAUCUUUUAGGUAACACUGCGGCUGACUACUUUUGCCCUUCUCUUGAGCAUCUCUCAAGGCUCUUGAAAUUGCCCCCGACUGUGGCUGGGGUUGUGCUGCUUCCGCUUGGUAAUGGUGCACCUGAUGUGUUUUCCAGUAUAGCAUCCUUUGUGGGUACUGAAACAGGUGAAGUAGGUCUUAACAGCGUGUUAGGUGGAGCUCUAUUUGUUACCUGUGUUGUUGUUGGAGCUGUUUCUCUGUGUGUUUCAGAUAAGGAGAGUCAAGUUGAUCGCAGAUGCUUUAUAAGGGAUGUUAGUUUCUUUCUAAUCACUCUUAUCUCGCUGCUAGUGAUUUUGGUUGUAGGUAAGGUGAGCGUUGGAGCAGCCAUUGCUUUUGUGUCGAUUUAUGUUGUUUAUGCAUUCAUUGUUGCUGCCAAUGAGAUAUUACGUAAACAUGCACAUAGUUUGAAAUUGGAUGUUGUCACGCCGUUGCUUCCUGUCCAGGGAAGCAUCUUCUCUAUGGGAUCUGAAGAGGAUACUUCUGUCUAUAGCCCUUUCCUUGACUUAGACACUGAGAGUGAUCCACCCCGGUUACCUCCUUCCUUGCCUCAAUGGAUGUGGUCUUCAAACGUGGCAAUAUAUUCAAACCAGGCAAAUAAAAUUCAUAUGUUAGAUGAUGAAAGGCCUCCUUGGGGAUGGAGUGAUCAGCCCACUGAAAACAACAGGUCGUUCUCUGUUAUGAAACUUCUUUUGCUGCUGGAGGUGCCAUUGGCAAUUCCUAGACAGCUUACAAUUCCGAUGGUCAAUGAUGAAGUCUGGUCUAAGCCAUAUGCUGUGGCCUGUGCUACAUUGGCUCCCAUUCUCCUAGCCUUCUUGUGGAGCACACAAGAUAGUGUGAGUUCUUUGAGUGCAAUACUAUCUUAUUGUAUUAGUAUUGCAAUUGGAUGCACCCUUGGUAUUCUGGCAUAUAAAUAUACAAGGCCUGAUCAUCCACCACGUAGGUAUCUAAUUCCUUGGGUUCUUGGAGGAUUCCUCAUGAGCAUAGUGUGGUUCUACAUAAUUGCAAAUGAGCUUGUGGCUCUAUUGGUUGCAUUUGGUAUAAUUUUUGGAAUUAAUCCAUCCAUCCUUGGAUUAACCGUAUUAGCAUGGGGAAAUUCUAUGGGUGAUUUGAUGUCAAAUGUUGCAUUAGCAUUGGAUGGAGAAGACGGAGUUCAGAUAGCCGUAUCUGGGUGCUAUGCAGGUCCUAUGUUCAACACACUUGUUGGUUUGGGGAUCUCAUUGCUUCUCGGGGCAUGGUCAAAGAAACCUGCAUUGUUCGUGGUGCCGGAAGACAGUACCUUAUUUUACACACUGGGAUUUCUUAUCGCUGGACUGCUAUGGGCGCUUGUUGUUUUACCUCGCAACAAUAUGCAUCCUAAUCGAGUGCUAGGAAUUGGUCUCAUCGGCCUUUAUUUGGUGUUUCUUUCGUUCAGGGUGUGCACUUCCAUGGGCCUCAUAACAGUUGAUGGUUCAAGUUGAACUCUCACAUUUGAACGAUGUUGCCGCCAAUAUAGGUGGUUUGAGCAUCCCUUUGAGCCUUGAUGCAAUCUGCUAUGAUUUCUGUCCUGCAUCUGAUAGGGCCCUCAAAACUUAAGGAAUAUAUAAAUUGGUAGUCAUAUGGCAGGAAUAAGUUGCAGCCCCAAUUGAAGGCCAUUGUUGUAUAUGGAAAACACUAUUAUGUAGUCAUCAGGCGAAUUAGAAGUAGGUAGAGUCUAUUUGCAUUUACUGGGAAAAAGAAAUGUACAUCAUUUAAUGGAACCGCGUACUGCACAGAAUAGAAUAAUAAUGACUCUGUUCGGGGCAUUUGGCA